CACAGCCCAGACUUGUCCGUGGCUGUGAUGCUGCAAACACAGCGGACUAUAUUCUUGUAUAUUUGAGAAAGGAGUGUCAAUUCAUUUUGUAUGGAUACAUUUUUACAUUUGGCAUCACUCCCUUUGGAGGAGUUUAUCCUAAUCAACGUGACUGAGACACGUCUGCGGUUUUCUGGGAAAUGCAUGUCAAUUUGUACAUUUUAGAGGAGACAACUUGGCCACAAAUUGCCAGGAUGCUAUCAAAGCAAUCAUCUGCAGGGAUUUGUUGACCCGGUUGCAACAUGACGGGUCAGGUCCUGAGGGAACCUGGCGCCAGAGCUCCCUCAGAGGACGAUGCCGCCAUCCGCAUCAACGUGGGCGGCUUCAAGAAGCAUCUCCACACAGAAACUCUGUCUCGGUUCCCGGAGACACGACUGGCGCGUCUUCUCCACUGCCGGUCUAAGGAGUCCAUAUUGGAGCUGUGCGACGACUACGAUGACGCAGAGAAAGAGUUUUACUUUGAUAGGAAUCCCGCGCUUUUCCCCUAUGUCUUGAAUUUCUACAACACGGGACGGCUGCACGUCAUGGCUGAACUGUGCAUUUUCUCCUUCAGCCAGGAGAUUGAGUACUGGGGCAUUAACGAGUUCUUUCUCGACUCCUGCUGCAGCAGUGCCUACCACUGUAGGAAAAUGGACCAAGACCGGGAAGAGUGGGAGGACAGGAGUGAUGAAGGAAGCACCACCUCGUCAUUUGACGAGCUGUUGGAGUUUUACAAGGACGCCUCUAAAUUUGACAAACAACCGCUGGGGAGCACCCGGAGGCGCGUUUGGCUGAUGCUGGACAACCCCGGCUACUCCGUGGCCAGCCGCUUUAUCAGUGUCUGCUCCAUCUUGGUGGUGCUCGGUUCCAUUGCCACAAUGUGCAUGAACAGCAUGAGCGAGUUCAGCCUCGUGGACGCCGAAGGGCAGCCCACGGAGGAUCCCCGGUUUGAGAUCGUGGAGCACUUGGGCAUUGCUUGGUUCACGCUGGAGCUGGUGGCCAGGUUCGCGGUGGCCCCGGACCUCGUACACUUUUUCGAGCAUCCGUUGAACCUGAUCGACUUGGUGUCCAUACUUCCCUUCUACCUGACGCUCGUCAUCAACCUGGUGGUGGAGAGUAGUCCAGCGCUGGCCAACCUGGGCCGUGUCGCUCAAGUGUUGAGGCUCAUGAGGAUUUUCCGCAUCCUUAAACUGGCGCGCCACUCGACCGGGCUGCGCUCCCUCGGGGCCACCUUGAGAAACAGCUACAAGGAGGUGGGCCUGCUGCUUCUCUAUCUCGCAGUCGGAGUGUCUUUCUUUUCCGUCGUGGCAUACACGGUUGAGAAAGAAGAUAGCGAGGACUUGUCCACCAUCCCGGCAUGCUGGUGGUGGGCCACGGUCAGCAUGACCACUGUAGGCUAUGGGGAUGUGGUGCCCUUGUCUAUUGCGGGCAAGCUGACAGCCUCGGCCUGCAUUCUGGCGGGGAUCUUAGUAGUAGUGCUUCCGAUCACACUUAUUUUCAAUAAAUUUUCCUUGUUUUACAAGAGACAAAAACAACUGGAAAUCGCAAUGCGAAGCUGCGACUUUGAUGAGGGCAUAAAAGAAGUGCAUUCAGUCAACCUGAGGAACUAUUAUGCACACAAAGUCAAGUCUCUUAUGGCCAGCUUGUCAAACAUGAGCCGGAGUUCACCUAGUGAGCAUAGUCUAAGUGAGUCAAUACACUAAGGGCCUGCGUGAGGAGGUGGCCCAGGGACUGAAUCAUCAGGUGUCAAAGCCCGAUGACAUAUGUGGGACAUAGGCUUGUGGGAAAUUAGAAGCUUUUUCCAUGAGUAGUUGGAUUGCUUUUGCAAUUAGUUGGAAUGGACUAGAAACUUGAGGUACAGUAAUUUAAAAAUAAUUAAUUUCAUGCAAUCAUAAUAUUGAAAAUUUUGCUUUAGAUGUUUUCUUUAUCAGUCCUUUAUUGGAAAAUGCUUUGUUUCAGCAGCCCAAAUGCUGAAUAAUUUUAUAUAAAAAGAAGGCAGCCCAGUGAUCUAGGGGUUACCACAUCAGCCCCAGAGUUCUGAUCUUCUGGGUCAGAAUUUCGGCUCUCCCGCCACAUUCCCAAAACAUGUAGGGUAGGUUAAUUGAAAGAUCUAAAUUGUCCAUAGGAGUGAAUGUGAGUGUAAAUUGUUGUUUCUCUAUAUAUUAUGUGCCUUGUGACUGGCUGGCAACCAGUCCAGGGUCUCGCCCCGCUUCUAGCCCAAAGCCAGCUGGGAUAGUCUCCAGCUCACCCAUGACCUUAAUGAGGACAAGUGGUAUAGAAAAUGAAUAGAUUUCAUAUGAUCAUGAGAAUUAACAUUUUGUUUUAGAUCUAUUGUUUAUCAAUCCCUGUGAUUGGCUGGCAACCAGUUCAGGGUGUACCCCGCCUCCUGCCCGAUGACAGCUGGGAUAGGCUCCAGCACGCCCGCGACCCUAGUGAGGAGAAGCGGCUCAGAAAAUGGAUGGAUGGAUGGAUGUUUAUCAAUCCUUUAUAGGAAAUUGCUUUGUUGCAGCAGCCACACAAUCGUAGGCAUAAAAGUAGAAGUGAAACAUAAAGUAUGCUUGAAUGUUUUGUGUAAAAUUAUGUAAAUGAUGUGAAAACACUUGUAAUUAUGCAACAACAGAUCAGGGUGUAAGUGUCCAAUGAUGAACAAAGCUGUUGGUACAGGUAUAACAUAUUGUCAUCUUCUUACAAUAAUAGCCUAAAAUACUGUUAAGUCAUGUUUUUUUGUUGUUGUUUUGCCCAGAAAACGCAGAAAGCUGAACCAAAUACUGAAUAUAUUAUAUUUUUUAAGAAUUACAUGUCAGGGGUAGAAUUGCAGGAUCUGUUGAGCUGAGGAUGAGAGAGGUGGCCAGCAUGAUGAGGAGAUGAUUUAGGCAUCUAAAGUGUUUAUUUCUUAUUUUUACUCAGGCUAUUAUUUUAGGAAGGUGACGAUAUCAAUACGUAUAUACUGUAUUCAUAUAAACAUAGACACUCUCACAGGUACAUGCUGUUUUCUCAUAAGCAUGCAGAAUAAUAUACUUUUUAGGUGGUUUUAAGGCAUUAAAAUAAGGUUAAAUGAACACCAACAACAACAAAAACAUUCAUGCUAAAUCCAAUGAACAGAUACCCUAAUUUCCAAAUUAUUUCUGGUGAUCGGUUCUAAAUGUCCAUAUACUGGAUUUCCAUGGACAGUCUCCAACGUAGAAUUUUGCAAUCCUACCUACGCCUCUCUGUAGCUGCGUGCAAUAAUCUUUGUGUCAGUUCUCAGCGGAAAUAACAGCAAACGUAGUGGAGUCUGAAUAUAACAAUACCACUGUGCAGUAUUUCCCAAAAAGAAAAAAAUGAAAAAGACAGAGAAUGCUGUGGUCAUUUUCAGUCUUACAGAGUAUAUGUAGUCCAGCCUCCAAUUCUACUUGUUGUAGUAUCUGAAGUAAGCUGUAAAAGAUGUGACUUUAG
Messenger RNA from Phycodurus eques (leafy seadragon), 3453 nucleotides. Its product is annotated as potassium voltage-gated channel subfamily S member 2-like. Gene Ontology annotation, biological process: protein homooligomerization; potassium ion transmembrane transport; regulation of delayed rectifier potassium channel activity. NCBI's taxonomy places the organism in Eukaryota, Metazoa, Chordata, Actinopteri, Syngnathiformes, Syngnathidae. Gene Ontology annotation, molecular function: protein binding; voltage-gated potassium channel activity. The record is from RefSeq and is a predicted model, not a curated record. Gene Ontology annotation, cellular component: membrane; voltage-gated potassium channel complex.